This is a messenger RNA of Phlebotomus papatasi, 990 nucleotides long. It is a transcript of the gene Lsm11, whose product is annotated as U7 snRNA-associated Sm-like protein LSm11. The record is from RefSeq and is a predicted model, not a curated record. Gene Ontology annotation, biological process: mRNA 3'-end processing by stem-loop binding and cleavage. Gene Ontology annotation, molecular function: U7 snRNA binding. The transcript is spliced from 4 exons. Gene Ontology annotation, cellular component: U7 snRNP. Bases 181 to 903 code for a protein of 240 amino acids. Lineage: Eukaryota; Metazoa; Arthropoda; Insecta; Diptera; Psychodidae.
GAGUGUUAUACUGUCAUUAUUUGAAGUGUUUAGUUUCUAAAAUUGUGUUUGUGAUUAUUUGAAUUUCUAAGGAAUUCUAUUAGUCUUUACUAACUAGAAUUGUUCAUACUAUCUUUAUAAACCCCUCUGUUAUUCAUAUUGCGGUAAAAUUAUUUUCAAUUUCCUAAAAAUCGCCUAAAAAUGAGUGAGUCGGAAAACAAGUCAAAUGUCGGAGAGGACAAUCCCAGCAAAACCGAUCCAGAAAGUGAAGAAUUUGACCCAAUUGCUGCUCUUUAUGCAGAAAAUAUGGAUCUAAAAGGUCCCUGUAUGGACAAUUUGUUCAGUUUUGAGAACAAAUUCAAGAGAAUUGGUACAUUGGAGAUGGAUAUAACAGUUCAGCUGAAGCAAAACAAACCGUCUGCCAGCGCCAGUACUUCUACAGUGACCACUACGGAAACUAGGCGUUUCCUCCCUGAGCAAGGGAUGGUGAAGGGGUACAAGAGGCUGAAGCAUACCAAGAAUGUCCUAAAUACAGCUGUGAACUUCAAAGGUCCCCUGAAAAAAAUGUACGAGUUCAUGGAAACUCAAACGAAAGUUAAGAUUUAUAUCCGUCACAAUCAUGGAAUUCGAGGAUACGUAACAGGAGUUAUUGAAAUAUUUGAUAAACAUUGGAAUAUAGUACUGAAAGACGUGGAAGAAUUCUACAAACGAAGAAAAUUCAAUUACACUGAGAAUAAAAGUGGUUUUGCGGAUUCUCCAGCAGAGGAUUGCAGUGAGAGGCUGAAAGAGUUGGGCAUAGAGUUGCCGGAAGUAUCAGUAAAGUCAAUCAAUAGGAAGAAUGUCGAGUGUCGGCGUCGAAUUCCACACAUUUUACUCCGUGGCGAACAAAUCGCAUUAGUGACACGCUACACUGACCCAUCGUGAUUGAUUUAUGCCCUACAGAUGCAUCCUGAAGUGCAGACACAAAGAUUUUUAUUUACAUUUCAAUAAAUUGUUUUUAGAAAACAUUGA